CCUCCCCAAGUAACCAAACAAAUCAAAACUCAAAAAUCAAAAACAAAAAAAAUUCUCAGAAUUUCAAACCCUAAUUGCCAAAUCCUUCUCUUUCUCUCUCUCCAAUUGGCCACAAAUUGAUGGUGAAUUUCGCGGUCCGGUUCUGAUUCGGUGCGAGUUUCUAGGGUUUUUUGCGGCGAAUGGCGGCGUUGCAGAGCGUGGUGCAGUCGUGCAUGAGCACCACCACGGCGGCGAGCAGCUUCGGCGGCUCGUGUAAAGGCGGAGGCGGUGUUGCUUCGGCUAGUGUAAUGGCGGUUCCCGAUCAGUUUCCGGCGGGGUUGAGAGUCAUGGUGGUCGACGACGACACGACUUGCUUGUCGAUUCUCGAGAAGAUGCUUCGCCGGUGUCUCUACCAGGUUACACUUUGCUCCCAGGCUACGGAUGCUUUGAAUCAUCUACGAGAGAAAAAGGGCUAUUUUGAUGUGGUACUGAGUGAUGUUCAUAUGCCUGAUAUGGAUGGAUUUAAACUCCUGGAAUGUAUAGGGCUGGAGAUGGAUCUUCCUGUCAUCAUGAUGUCUGCUGAUGGGAGAACAAGUGCUGUUAUGAAAGGAAUCAGACAUGGGGCUUGCGAUUAUCUAAUUAAGCCUAUUCGUGAGGAAGAGCUCAAGAAUAUCUGGCAGCAUGUUGCUAGGAAAAAAUUAAGUGAAAAUAAAGAGCUUGAACUAUCAGGGAGCUUGGAAGAUAAUGAUCGGCAUAAACGGGGAAAUAGCGAUGUCGAAUAUACUUCUUCUGUCAAUGAAGGAACAGAAGGAAGAGCGAGAAGUCAGAAGAAAAGGAGCAGUGCUAAAGAAGAUGAAGAUGGUGACAAUGAUAAUGAUGAUAUGUCUACAUCAAAGAAACCCCGUGUAGUAUGGUCAGUUGAACUCCAUCAGCAAUUUGUCAGUGCUGUGAACCAACUGGGGCUUGAUAAGGCUGUGCCAAAGAGAAUUCUUGAAUUGAUGAAUGUACCUGGUUUAAGUAGAGAAAAUGUUGCAAGCCAUCUGCAGAAAUUCAGGUUAUAUUUGAAGAGGCUAAGUGUAGAGCAACAACAAAGUGCAAAUGCUUUCUGUGGACCUGUUGAACCAAAUGUGAAAUUGGUUUCGCAUGGGAAUAGAUUUGACAUCCAAGCUUUGGCUGCAUCUGGACAAAUACCUCCUCAAACGCUAGCAGCCCUGCAAGCUGAGCUUCUCGGUCAACCUGUAGGAAACCAUGGGCAAGCAAUAGAUCCACCUGCUAUGUUACAUGCAACCUUGCAGAGGCCAAGGCGUGCCCCUAUAGAUCAUAAUGUGACAUUUGGGCAGCCUUUGAUAAAACGCCAAUACUUUCCACAAUCCAUCAUAUCUGCUGAGGAUGCAUCUUCAGGCGGACAAUGGCGGUCUAAUAGUCUUGGUACUGUGGCACCGAACAGCAAUCUUGGAGGGUUUAGUACUCAGAAUAACAUGUUUGUGGAUAUAUUGCAGCCGGAUCAACGACCACAGCAAAACAGACAUCAGCAGCCGUUGCUAUCCGAACCUAUUCGAAGUAUCAAUGUACAGCCAUCUUGCCUUGUGGUGCCCUUGCAGUCAUCAGCUAGUUUCCAGGCUGGAAAUAGUCCUGCUUCUGUCAAUCAGAGUUCUAGCUUUAACAGGUCUACUGCUGUUGAUUACAGUCUCCUCUCUGCUCAAUCUAAUAAUAAUUCCUUAAUGAACGUCGGGCGGAUAUCAGGACAUCUUAAAACCCCUGGCAUUCUUAGUGGGUACUCAGCUACUACCGGUUCGUUAUCUACUCCAUCGUGUUCUGUAAUUGCUGAAAGUAGCACCAGUCCACAAAACUCAACUGUGACGUAUAGUGACGCUCGACAAAUGCCCGGGCAGUUGCAUAAUACGUCAAAUAUCCAGGAUUUGUAUGCUCCUAAAUCAAGGGAAAUGCUUGAUCAGGGCGCUUACAGGAAUAUCGGAUUUGUUGGUAAAGAGACUCGCAUUCCAAGUCGAUUUGCAGGGGACGAGUUUGAUUUGCAAAGCAACUUAAACCAUGGAAGCAUCCAUGUCGAGAACAGUGGUAACCCAGUUAAGCUGGAGCCAAAUAUGGGUUUUGUGGACAAUGCAAAUGGCGCCCCAAUAUAUCAACAGUUUUCUUCCAGUGAUCUCACAAGUGUUUUCAAUGAAUAGGUUUCCGUUAGGUGGCCACCACAAGUCUCUUAAUUUCUGUGGCGCGUACAGAUUAUUACACAUUCUCAAAAUGUCCAGUACAGAUUGCAGUUGAAGUCUCUUGUAUAAUUCUUAUGAUAGAUCUAGUUUCAGUGCCUGCACCAGACUCAACAGGUGCAUAGCGGCCUCUCUCCUACCCGAGACUCAAGAGCUGAGGAUUAAUCUCAUUGUUUGCUCAGGUUCACUUUGAUCUAGUGUUUAGUAUUGUCCGUCCUUGGUAAAAAUAAAUAAUGUCAGACUCCAACAGCUUGAAACAAUAUUAUAAUGGCAUCUGGUCAACACAAUUGUGUAGUAAUUUGGAUUUAGAAAUGUUGGAUAUGGCUCAUGACUUUUUCAGUCUUCAAAUCAUUUUGUUGUAAUUUAUAUCUAUAUAUUUCCCAAUUUAUUUAGACAACCGCAUCAAUGUAAAUUACUUGCGCAAGAUGAUAGACAUUACGGAUGUUGUGGUAACUGGUAAGAUUGCGACUGUUGCAUCUUCCAUUUAGCUAUCCAAUUACUGUAGUAAUAUCUAUUUUAGGAGUUCUAUGGC
Molecule: messenger RNA, 2733 nt
Organism: Fragaria vesca subsp. vesca
Lineage: Eukaryota; Viridiplantae; Streptophyta; Magnoliopsida; Rosales; Rosaceae
Exons: 6
Coding region: 180-2165 (661 amino acids)
Biological process (GO): phosphorelay signal transduction system; cytokinin-activated signaling pathway
Molecular function (GO): DNA-binding transcription factor activity; DNA binding
Source: RefSeq, a predicted model, not a curated record